AUUGUCAUUGACUCAUUGACAUUUCUUAGUUUUUGACAGCUUGGAAUUUUGUGAUUUGUUAAAUGAUAUGAUCAAUUGUAAAUUGUGUUUGAUGUGUUGGAAUAUUUACUAUAUGUUAACCAUAUUUCGUUUUAUGUGAAAAUAUCUUACUUAAGCAUUAACCAAUUAUAGACAAAAAAUGUCAGGUUUUGACACAAAGUACGAUAUGUUUCCAUCUGGUGAUGUGGGUGUGGUGGAAGGAGAAAUGAAUGUACCGACACGAGGAGUACCUUCAGGUGAUAGCAUGGAAUUCAACACGCUAGACGAACCAAUCAAGGAAACAUUUUUACGUGACUUAAGAGCUGUCGGAAACAAAUUUUACCAUGUCCUUAUUCCUAGAGAAAAAACUAGUUUAUUAAAAGAAUGGGAUUUAUGGGGUCCAUUGCUACUGUGCACUUUCAUGGCAACAGUCCUACAGGGGUCAACAGAAAGGGCAGAUAAUUCAAAUGAUGGUGGCCCCGAGUUUGCAGAGGUGUUUGUCCUAGUCUGGAUUGGAGCAGCUAUUGUGACCAUAAAUUCUAAAUUGCUCGGUGGAAAUAUAUCAUUCUUUCAAUCAGUUUGUGUUUUGGGUUAUUGCCUGUUCCCCAUUGCAUUGUCAUUGAUCAUCUGCAGAGUGAUACUCUUCACAACUCAAAAUACCUUCUUGUUUUUCCUACGUCUCGUCAUUUCAAUGAUUGGAUUUGCCUGGGCGACAUUUGCGGCUACAAAGUUUCUCGGUGAUAGUCAACCUGAGGGCAAGAAGGGACUUGCAGUGUUUCCAAUAUGUUUAUUCUAUUUCAUACUAUCAUGGCUUGUUGUAUCGCACAGUAAUGUUUAGCUAAAUUAUCUACUAUGUAUUUAUUUAUUGUGAUACGAAUUUUAUAGAAGAAUAUGUGAAUAAAUGUUAGUUAAGUCUGUAUAUUUAAGAUUUGUAAACGCUACAUUAUAAAUGUCGACAUGUACAUGUCAGUCAUAUGCACUAUUUUACAAUGAUAUUUUAUCUUUGGACAUGCCCACAUUAAACUAUAAUCUUAUAUAAAGUGAGAAGAGUGACUCUCUUUUAUUUAGUAGCUUACGAUCCUGCAAUCCUAUAAGACGUCAUUCAGUUGUAUGUCCGAUGAAUAAAUAUACAAAUUAUACCUUCGUUCUAUACAUGUAAUUAUUAUGUCUUUUUUCUUAUAGUAUUGUUAUUUUUUAUUUAUACUCUAAAAGUUGUAGCUCGUAUUGUUUUUUCUAUGUUAGGGUUACCAGGUGUGCAUACAUUCUUUUCUUUUUACGGUCAACCCUGGCCAAAUAUUUGUCAUUAUUCUAUAAGGCAGUAUCACCGACUGACGCUUGUAGAGCGUAUAUAAGGCUUUUGAAAAAUGCAAUAAUAUCCGGAUUUAUUUAAUGCAGAUAAUUCGGAUUUAGUAUUUUAAGGCAAUAGGGUAUUCUCGGUGCCCGAGUUAUCUUCAUAGUAAAUUUCAUCAAAAUCAUUUCAGCGGUUUUGCCGAAGUUUCGCAUUUAUAAUAAAUUCAGAUUGAAAGUUAUUUUUUAGUUAUUUUUAUUUGUAUAUAAUUGUCAAUAGAUAAAAUAUCAUUUAUCUUAAAAUAUGUUUUAAAGAAUAAUAAUAAUUGCAUUUUCUGUAUCGUGGACAUAAAAUGACGUUAAAAC
Molecule: messenger RNA, 1671 nt
Organism: Nymphalis io (European peacock)
Lineage: Eukaryota; Metazoa; Arthropoda; Insecta; Lepidoptera; Nymphalidae
Gene: Yipf6
Product: protein YIPF6
Exons: 6
Coding region: 179-856 (225 amino acids)
Biological process (GO): endoplasmic reticulum to Golgi vesicle-mediated transport
Cellular component (GO): membrane; trans-Golgi network
Source: RefSeq, a predicted model, not a curated record